Hibiscus syriacus is the source of this 648-nucleotide messenger RNA. Its product is annotated as aldehyde oxidase GLOX-like. The transcript has a single exon. Lineage: Eukaryota; Viridiplantae; Streptophyta; Magnoliopsida; Malvales; Malvaceae. The record is from RefSeq and is a predicted model, not a curated record. Bases 5 to 613 code for a protein of 202 amino acids.
AAAAAUGUCAGCCCCGACAUUCAUUUUCUCAAUUCUUCUUCUUCUUCAGUUCCUCUUUGCCUCCCUGACCUACGCCUCAGAUGGCAGUUGGCAACUCCUACAAAAAAGCAUCGGCAUCUCAGCCAUGCACAUGCAGCUCCUUAAUAACGACCGUGUGAUUAUGUUCGAUAGAACCGAUUUCGGGCCGUCAAAUUUGCCACUUCCCGGAGGGAAAUGCCGCAAUGAUUCAACUGACACGGCGCUCAAAGUGGAUUGCACAGCUCAUUCAGCCGAGUACGAUGUUUUCGCCAAUAAAUUCAGGGCUCUCAUGGUCCAAACCGAUGUUUGGUGCUCUUCAGGCAGCAUCAUGCGCGACGGUAACUUGGUCCAAACAGGUGGUUUCAAUGACGGUGACCGUAGGGUCAGGGUGUUCAACCCCUGCCGGACAUGCGAUUGGAAUGAAAUACCAAAUGGAUUGGCGGUGAAAAGAUGGUAUGCUUCUAACCAUUUAUUUCCCGACGGAAGACAAAUCAUUAUCGGUGGUCGAGGACAGUUUAACUAUGAGUUCGUCCCUAAAAACAUCGUCGCUAAUAAGAUCAAUUUACCUUUCUUGUCGGAAACCAACGACAAAUGAGUGGAGAACAAUCUCUACCCUUUCGUUUUCCUCAA